Molecule: messenger RNA, 852 nt
Organism: Vicia villosa (hairy vetch)
Lineage: Eukaryota; Viridiplantae; Streptophyta; Magnoliopsida; Fabales; Fabaceae
Exons: 4
Coding region: 1-852 (283 amino acids)
Source: RefSeq, a predicted model, not a curated record
AUGUGCCUGGAUGCUUGCAAGAAAAGUUUUAGUUUUUGCAGACCAAUAAUAGGUGUUGAUGGAUGUUUUCUCAAGGGGAAUUAUGGAGGUCAGAUUCUUGCAGCAGUUGGCAGAGACCCUAAUGAUCAGAUGUUGCCCAUUGCAUUGGCUGUAGUAGAAGCUGAGACCAGGGAUUCUUGGGCAUGGUUCUUUGAUCUACUAGUGAAUGAUUUGGGAGGACCAGAAAUAUGCAAGAACAUUACUUUCAUUUCAGAUCAGCAGAAGGGGUUGUUACCUACAAUAGAUGAGUUGUUACCUGGUGUUGACCAGAGGUUUUGUGUUAGACAUUUGUAUAUCAAUUUUAGAAAAAGGUUUCCAGGCAAGCAGUUGAAAGAGUUAAUGUGGAAGGCAGCCAAAGCAACAUAUCCCCAAGCAUGGGAGAGGGAAAUGAAGGAGAUGAGAAAGGUCAAUGAGGAGGCAUUUAAACAUUUGCUGAAGAUCCCCCUAGAUACUGGAGUUAUCAGGAAGGAGAAUUACCAAAAGUGCUAUGAGUCAUUGAUAUAUCCAACAAAUGGAGAAAAUCUGUGGGAAUUGACACCAUAUCCUGAUGUUCUUCCACCCCUAACCAGAAGAGCACCUGGAAGGCCAAAGAAAAGAAGGAACAAAGAUGCUGAUGAAAAAAGGAAGGACAUAACAAAUGUAUCCAGAAAAGGGUUGCCAAACAAAUGCUCAAUUUGUGGCAUUUCUGGCCAUAACAAGUCAUCCUGUCCUUCUGCACCAAGACAAUCAACAACAACUCAGACCCAAACAAGUCAAGCCCAAGCAAGUCAAGCCCAGACACCUACCACUACAGUCCCAACUGUUCAAUCUUAG